AUGAAACAGGUGGUCUCUGUUAAGCUGCCGCCGCCUGGGCAAGGUCAGGCACCUGUCAGCGGCAGCACUGCGGGUGCCGGUCGCUCCCGGCCCGGUGGAGAACGGCCAACAUCCGAAAUGGUGGCGCUCGAAACAGACUCUCCGCUCCGAAGACCGGAGGGAGAUGCUUCGGGGCAGCCGACCUCAGAAUCUGCGGCAGUUGCGGAGGCCACGGCACCUGACCCGGCACUGGAAACCAGUGGCCGAGAGUCGGAGAAACCGUUAGAAGGUGCAGGAUCUUCCGCCAUGGCCAAGCCCGACGAUGCUGAACAUCAGCACAUGGAGUCAGGAAGCGCCACGGAAGACGCACCGGCAGCCACGCGCGAUGCAGGCUCCGGCGCCCCGCCACGUGUCAAAGGCGCAGCAGAGGUCAAAGGCGCAGCAGAGGUCAAGGGUGCAGCAGUACGGCCAACACCUCGUGGACACAAAAAGGAGCACAGAGAGCGGAAGGAGGAAAAGAACGGCGACUCCAGGGACACGCAGGGGAGGGCUGCAAAGCAGCCGCACUCCUCCCGCGAGCCGCGGGACCGUGACCCACGCCGGCGCUCCGCCCCAGUGCCGCGGGCGCCGCGAGCGAACUCGGAGCCACCCCACACGGCGCAAAGCGACGGAGCAGUUCGGACCCCGAGCUCAAUCGAUCCGCGACUGGUGCGAUUGGUUUCCGAGAUCGAGAGCCACUUCCACAAGAUUGACCAGAAGCCUCCUGUUGAUGCCAUGGCAUGGUUGAAGGAGACUGCUCAGCUGGAGCUCUUCGAAGAAGAACUUCGCUGGAUACUCAAGCAGCAUGAGAAAGAUGAGGGCGAGAAGCCGAGCUCCGAUCACAGCCCAGCGAGCGAGGCCAAGGAAGAGCCAGCCGAGCGCAUCCGUGUCGAGGAUGUCCCCACCGAGCCGACGCCACGGGUCGAGAAAGACUUGCACUCGGCACUGCUGCAUCUUCGAAACUGCGAGCGGGAGCAUGCAUACUACAUGCAGCUGUUGGGUUACGAAGAUGCGGUCUUCCGUGAGGAGCGCAUCUUGGAGAUUCGGGAUCUAGAUCAAGAGAUUGAGCAAGAGCAGCGCAAGGUCAAGCACAUGGAUGCAGAGAAUCGAAGACGCGAGCGUGCGCUGGCACGGGCUGCGGCACUCACAGCCAGCUCUGUGCAUGCGGAGAGUGAUGGCAACAGCCGGGCGAUGCGGCAGGCAGAGCAGCUAGAUUCGGAGAGCGCCGUCUGGCAGGUGAAGAACGAAAACCUUCAGAAGCAAGUCCUGCAGCUGAACAUCUACAUGAAGCAAGACAUGGACAAGCAGGACCAGCUGGAGCAAAAGCUCAAGGCGUUGCGGGAGAAGCUCGAGAGUGAGGAGGCGAAGCAGUGGAUCGAGGAGCAAAGGCAGCGAGAGGAAGAGCGCUGGAAUGAAGAGCAAGUGCUUUCUGCAGAGGUCAAAGCCCUUCAGGAUCGCCGCGUGUCGGAUGUUCAAGCCACCAAGAAAGCGCACACAGAGAUGCAGCGUCAGCUUGUUGACCUGAGAAAGCAGCAAACUACCUUGGAACCCCGACUAGCUCACUUGGACAGUUUGGAGAAGCAGCUUCGACGUCAGUGGAGGCAGAUAAUGCGGCAUCGCCGACGAGAAGGCGACAACUCUGCCGCCCCUCGUCCUGAUGAAAACUCGUUUUUUGAAAGAGCAGGAGAAGCAAGUGAGACCUGA
Molecule: messenger RNA, 1722 nt
Organism: Symbiodinium natans
Lineage: Eukaryota; Dinophyceae; Suessiales; Symbiodiniaceae
Source: the annotation of a GenBank genome assembly